GGCGGAGUGGGCGGAGAGAGUGAGGAGGAAGAGGAGGCGGUGCCGCCCCACAAUACCCGGCGGGCGGGCGGUAGGCGGCGUAUCCGGGCUGUGAGGCGCGGAGCCGCGGCAGAACCUGCUGCCCCUGUCUCUUGAACGCGAGAGGAAGCGAUGCGGAGGGGAGGAAAAUGGCAGAGCUGCAGAUGUUACUAGAGGAGGAGAUCCCGUCUGGCAAGAGGGCGCUUAUCGAGAGUUACCAGAACCUGACCCGGGUGGCGGACUACUGCGAGAACAACUACAUCCAGGCUACAGACAAGAGAAAAGCUUUAGAAGAGACCAAAGCUUAUACAACCCAGUCUCUAGCUAGUGUUGCUUAUCAAAUAAAUGCAUUGGCCAACAAUGUACUCCAGUUGCUGGACAUCCAAGCUUCUCAGCUUCGGAGAAUGGAGUCUUCCAUCAAUCAUAUCUCACAGACUGUGGAUAUUCAUAAAGAGAAAGUGGCUCGAAGAGAAAUUGGUAUUUUGACAACAAAUAAGAAUACAUCAAGAACUCACAAAAUAAUAGCACCUGCAAAUAUGGAGCGCCCUGUGAGGUAUAUUCGGAAACCUAUUGACUACACAGUUCUGGAUGACGUGGGUCACGGUGUCAAGUGGCUAAAAGCCAAGCAUGGAAAUAACCAGCCUGCAAGAACUGGCACGUUGUCGAGAACAAAUCCUCCUACUCAGAAACCGCCGAGCCCUCCCAUGUCAGGCCGGGGAACACUGGGGCGGAAUACUCCCUAUAAAACCCUUGAGCCUGUUAAACCCCCAACUGUCCCAAAUGAUUACAUGACCAGCCCUGCGAGGCUGGGGAGUCAGCACAGUCCGGGGAGGACAGCUUCUUUAAAUCAGAGACCAAGGACACACAGUGGAAGUAGUGGAGGAAGUGGAAGUCGAGAAAACAGUGGAAGCAGUAGUAUUGGCAUUCCCAUUGCUGUACCUACACCUUCCCCACCCACUAUUGGACCAGCAGCCCCGGGCUCAGCUCCUGGUUCCCAGUAUGGCACAAUGACCAGGCAGAUCUCUCGACACAACUCUACCACUUCCUCAACAUCUUCUGGUGGAUACAGACGGACUCCCUCUGUGACCGCUCAGUUUUCUGCUCAGCCUCAUGUUAACGGAGGGCCGCUUUACUCUCAAAAUCCAAUUUCUAUUGCUCCACCCCCUCCCCCUAUGCCUCAGUUGACUCCACAGAUACCUCUCACAGGCUUCGUGGCCAGGGUGCAGGAAAACAUUGCCGAUAACCCAACUCCACCACCACCUCCUCCGCCAGAUGACAUUCCCAUAUUUGAUGACUCCCCACCUCCACCGCCCCCUCCUCCAGUGGACUAUGAGGAUGAAGAAGCUGCAGUAGUUCAGUACAAUGAUCCAUACGCAGAUGGGGAUCCUGCCUGGGCUCCCAAGAAUUACAUUGAAAAGGUUGUUGCAAUAUAUGAUUAUACAAAAGACAAGGAUGACGAGCUGUCAUUUAUGGAGGGUGCAAUCAUUUACGUGAUAAAGAAGAAUGAUGAUGGCUGGUAUGAAGGAGUCUGCAAUCGAGUGACUGGCCUCUUCCCUGGGAACUAUGUUGAAUCAAUCAUGCACUAUACUGAUUAAUUUUUUUAUUGUUUUGCUUUUAAAGUAGAUUCUUAUUACUCAUACUGUGGACUAUUACAGUUAACAGAAUUGUCUUAAUGUUUUAAAAUGUGCCCAUAUUUUCAGGAAAUGUUGUUUAUUGGUAUAUUUGAAUGUCCACCUAUAAGCAUAAAUCUUUGUGGCAGUUUGUGUAUUGCUCAACAGCAAUUUAUACAAGAAGCUGCCCAUAAAUGAUUAUGCUUAUGUACUUACACAUUGUUAACUUUAUGACCAGCCUAAAUUUUCUGGGGAAGUGGGGUAUAAUAUUUAACAAAUCAUGAUUCAGAUUGUACCAUUACAUGUCUCAGUGCAGCAUGGUUACUAAUACUAUGUCAGACUAAUAUUAAAAUCAGAAAACUUAAAUGCUGGUGCUGGCCAUACUUUUUGUUUAGAUUCUCUCAUUUUUAAAAACUGUUUAAAGCAUGCAUAAAAAUUUAUGUAUUGAAAUAUACUUAAAAAUUCCAAGAUGCUUCCAAUUUGUGUACUACUUCCCAGAGUACUCAUAUUAGGUGAGUUGCUAAGGUCUCCAUGUGAAACAAACACAAAGGAUCAUCUGUAAUGUUGUAAUUUGUACCUAAGUUUUUUUAUGAGCGAAUUUGCAUUAUAAAUUUUUCCAUUCAUAAACACGUAAGUGGACCAAAGGUUUUUGUCCUUUCCUUCACUGGUUUGCUUUUAAAAAUACAAAAACUGAUUUACUGCAGAAUUAUCGUUCUAUUUUCUCAAUAUAUUAACUUGGAAAAAAAUUUUAGCCUUAUCUCAAUGUGUCCCAAUAGCAAUGUGAUGGAUUUUUGCAAUUUAAAAUCUAAGAUGAUUAUUUACAAGUCAAGUCAAUCUACUGAAUUCCUUUUUUAAAGUAACUUUUGAAGCUAAGAAAAUAUUUCAAAGUAUGUACAUCAUUCUGUAGGUAAAAUUCUUAAGGAUUGCUGUGUUAGUCCUUUAGUUUUACAGUGGACUGUUGUACACUGGUUCAGUAAAAGGAACUUACAAGUAUCUUUUACAUACUGUAAAAGCGGAUGCAGUUAAUUUGUGAAUAGGCGCUAUUUAAUCUUAUUGCCUGAGACUAGCAACAUUGAGAUUUAAAAAUAAUUGGGAAAGGUGAAGCAUAUUGCAAAGAGAUAUACUUACUGAACCAACAGAUCUGUAUUGUCUUCUGACAUAAUUGAAAUGCAACACAUGCACUUUGUGUGUCUCCUUUUAAUUUAAGAGAGGGUUAGCUGGAUGUUUUCUUCUCUUUUUAUCUUGUGUAUAAUUCUAUAUUGCUUAGGAUACUAAAGUAGAACACUCCAGUAUGGGUUUCUGUGUAUUGAAGAUUUAUUUGGAUUUCAAAUUUCAGUUAUGUACUGGGCGUUACAGACUUAAAAACAGCAUAGUGAAUGGUGAGAUUAGUGCAAAACAUUUCUGAAAAUUAAAGACCAUUAUUGCUACCAAAUCAAUGUGACUGUUUCAUAUGCAUUUUGCCUUUAAUUUUAAACAAAGUAUCAUUAGUGAUCAGCUAGCUAACUUCUACUUCCUUUUUCAAGUUGAAAGUUCUCUUAAUUUGUAUAUAACCUGUUGUCUAAAUUUUAUGUACAGUCUUUUAUAAUAAACCAUCUCCUAUAUGAAA
Heterocephalus glaber (naked mole-rat) is the source of this 3234-nucleotide messenger RNA. It is a transcript of the gene Abi1, whose product is annotated as abl interactor 1. The record is from RefSeq and is a predicted model, not a curated record. Gene Ontology annotation, molecular function: SH3 domain binding; signaling adaptor activity; cadherin binding. Gene Ontology annotation, cellular component: lamellipodium; actin-based cell projection; SCAR complex. NCBI's taxonomy places the organism in Eukaryota, Metazoa, Chordata, Mammalia, Rodentia, Bathyergidae. Gene Ontology annotation, biological process: neuron migration.